AUGUUUGUCGCAUAUAAAAGAGCCGGAAAUGCGUUGAAUAAACUUAUUAAAGACACAAAAAAGAAUUAUUAUACGAUUGUUCUAAAUGAUAUGAAAAAUAAUCCAAAGAAUACGUGGAACACAAUUAAUAAAUUAACAAAUAAAAAAUCUAAGACAACUACGAUCACCAAACUUAACAUAUCAAAUGAUGUUACUGAAGAUCCAAAUAAGAUAUCACACACUUUUAAUACCUAUUUCAAGACAAUUGGAGAAAAUUUAGCUAAUGAAAUACCAGAUGCUACCGAUGUACCUGAAUCAUAUGUUACUCCUAGUAAUUCAACUUUUCAAAUACAAAAUGUGUCAGAGGUAGAUGUAUUUCAGUUGCUCAUUACAUUAAAGAUAUCCAAAGCUUGUGGACAUGAUAAGAUACCUUCAAAGCUUUUGCAAGAUUCAGCAGUAAUUAUUGCUCCAAUUUUAACUCAUAUUUUUAACCAGUCAAUUAAUACAGGUACUUUUCCAAAUGGUUUAAAAACUGCAAUAAUAUCUCCAUUAUAUAAAAGUGGAAGCAAGACAGAAUGUAACAACUAUAGACCUAUUUCAGUUCUGUCAACUGUUGCCAAAAUGUUUGAGAAACUAAUAUCAGUGCACUUGUACGAGUAUUUGGAAAAUAAUGCAAUGCUUGCCUCCCAGCAAUCUGGUUUCAGGAAAAAAUUUUCAACGGAAACAGCAAUGCUGGAUGUAACUAAUAAAUGGUUGAUAAAUAUGGAUCGAGGAUAUUUAAACGGGGUAAUAUUCCUUGAUUUAAAGAAAGCUUUUGACUGCGUAGACCAUGACAUUUUGUUAAAAAAGUUAAUUCUUUACAGCUGCAAUGGACUGACAUUAGAUUGGCUUCGAUCUUAUCUUACAAAUCGUACUCAAAUGUGUAAAAUUGCUCAAACAGUGUCCUCUCCGGCUGUUAUUACUUGUGGAGUUCCUCAGGGGUCUAACUUGGGCCCAUUACUUUUUCUUAUUUAUGUAAAUGACCUUCCUAACUGUCUAUCUUUCUCGAACACAAGUCUGUUUGCCAAUGAUACAAAUUUAACAACUAGCGGUAUAUUGGCCGAAGUUGUUCAAAGUCAAUUGAAUGAGGAUCUAGAAAAAGUUCACCGGUGGUUGCUUGCCAAUAAAUUAACUCUAAAUAUCGAAAAAAACUGA
This is a messenger RNA of Paramuricea clavata, 1173 nucleotides long. The record is from the annotation of a GenBank genome assembly. NCBI's taxonomy places the organism in Eukaryota, Metazoa, Cnidaria, Anthozoa, Malacalcyonacea, Plexauridae.